Ambispora leptoticha is the source of this 441-nucleotide messenger RNA. NCBI's taxonomy places the organism in Eukaryota, Fungi, Glomeromycota, Glomeromycetes, Archaeosporales, Ambisporaceae. The record is from the annotation of a GenBank genome assembly.
CAGCGCUAUAUUAUAUUGAAGAGGCUAAGCGAAGAUGUAAAGGAAAUUAGAACUGAACUAAGACGCCAACAUAGUGAUGUGGAGAAUGACCUUUCCCUAAAGGUUCUUGAGGAAACGUUUAAAGGUUACCUUGAAGAAAAGUUCACGGACUUUAUGAGUAAUUUAAGCGCCAAUGAGUUUGCUAACUGUUUUUACGAUCAAUGGUUGAGUCUGGAAUCACGUAUAAGACGUGAGAUUGACCAAUAUUUGAGCGAUUUUGAAAGUGGCAGUGGUCUCUCUCAUGAAUUGGCCGAUAACAUAUUAAAUGAUGAAAAUAGGCAUAACGAACUAUCAAGAGAGGCCUUGCCUCAGCAUACUGAAGCCAAAAGCGAAUCUCCUGCCCCAAGAAGCCCGUUUAUGUCUCAAAAAGAGAUAGAUGAAUUGUUUGAACUCGAUCUAUAG